AUGAAGGACAAGCAGCAGUACUCGGAGGUACUCAAACGAGUGAAGCAGCAGAUACCUUCCGAACAGGCUCGUGACUGCGUUGACAAAAUCCGCAAAAAGACAACAGGAGAUAUGCUGAUCAUCCUCUCAAAGGAUAAGGAGAACGAAUCUGAUAGCCUCCACAAGGCGAUAGCCGAGCUCCUUGGAGACGAGGCUGAUGUCCUCAGUAAAGGACCACAGGAGGAACUUGAGAUUAAGGAUCUCGACGAGCUGACGACGAAGGAAGAGGUGCUUGAAGCCCUGAGACUCACAGCCGGGGUAGAUUGUCAAAUUUCCCCGGAUGCCAUCAGGUCUUUGCGCAAGGCCUACGGAGGUACCCAGACUGCUUCAGUGACACUGGCCGCAGCCGUCGUGAAGAAAGUCCUAGGCGAUCGAGGCAAGAUCCGUAUAGGAUGGGUGAACUGCCGGAUCAGACGGGUGGAGAGAGUGAUCAAGUGCUUCAAGUGCUGGCACUAUGGGCAUCUCGCCAUCAAAUGUAGGAGUCAAGUGGACAGAGCAAAGCUCUGUACAAAAUGUGGGGAAGAUGGACACAAAGCUGCUGGCUGUGAAAAAGCAGCCCUUUGUGCCUUAUGCACUGAGAGAGAUCCAUCGAAGGACUGUGCCCAUAUUGCUGGUAGCAGCAGAUGCCCUGUCUUCAGGGAGGCACAUCAGAAGGUGAAUAAGAAACAGUAA
This is a messenger RNA of Diachasma alloeum, 711 nucleotides long. RefSeq lists its product as uncharacterized. The coding region runs from base 1 to 711 and encodes 236 amino acids. NCBI's taxonomy places the organism in Eukaryota, Metazoa, Arthropoda, Insecta, Hymenoptera, Braconidae. The transcript has a single exon. Gene Ontology annotation, molecular function: zinc ion binding; nucleic acid binding. The record is from RefSeq and is a predicted model, not a curated record.